AUGGCUGAAGGAGAAAAGCAUCACGCAGAUUACACGUCUUUCCAAACUUCGGACAAGAAAGAAGCUCUUGAACAGCUUGUACUAUCCUAUGAAGCACUAUCAGAAGGACAAGACAACUGGGUUUGCAAUCUAGCUAACGCGGCAUCAUUGAUCUGGCACUGUUACAUAUCUCUUGGUAUCAAUGUUAACUGGGCUGGUUUCUACGUAACGCAGAGCCAGAACAAGCACGAAUUAAUUUUAGGUCCUUUUCAAGGUAAAGUGGCAUGUCAAUUAAUUCAGUUUGGGAAGGGUGUAUGUGGAACAGCAGCAUCUACGAAAGAUACACAGCUAGUACCUGAUGUAGAGAAAUUCCCAGGUCAUAUAGCAUGUGACGGAGAAACGAAGAGUGAGAUUGUUGUUCCUAUCGUUAAAGAUAAUGAGACGGUAGGCGUCAUAGAUAUUGACUGUCUAGACUACAAUGGCUUUACUGAAUUAGAUCAGGAAUAUCUAGAAAGGCUAGCCACAUUGAUAUCGAAGACCUGCACUUUUUAG
This is a messenger RNA of Kluyveromyces marxianus DMKU3-1042, 531 nucleotides long. Its product is annotated as L-methionine (R)-S-oxide reductase. Gene Ontology annotation, cellular component: cytosol. The coding region runs from base 1 to 531 and encodes 176 amino acids. Lineage: Eukaryota; Fungi; Ascomycota; Saccharomycetes; Saccharomycetales; Saccharomycetaceae. Gene Ontology annotation, molecular function: L-methionine (R)-S-oxide reductase activity; protein binding. The transcript has a single exon. The record is from RefSeq and is a predicted model, not a curated record.